CCGUCUAUGCUAACUGCUAACUGUUAACAUUACUAGCAUAUUAAGAAAUACUUACAAAGUUAGGCUCGCUUCCUAAUUAGCGUCUUUUCUCGCGUGUUAUCUAACAUAAACAGAUGCCAUCUACUAAACUAUAUAUUCUGUAUUUCUUAGCAGCCGCUCGGUAAGUUGUUUAAACCCUAAAUGUCCCGAGGACUCGUGAUGGCUGUUUACUAUAGCAGCGGCGCCCUAAGCUGGCCAGCUCCUCUCCUGUACGGUUUACGGGUGGAUUUUAAACACCUAAGAACAUAGUAAACAACAUAAUAAUGAGCGCUGUGAGCUAUUUGAACAGAAUAAUAAGAAUAGUGGGUACUAAAGGGUGGAAUGGUUAAGAAUCGAGCAGGUUUGACCGUGUUGCGUUCACUUGUUGCUUCCAUAUUGUUAUUUAAGUGCUUCAUCCAGCUCGCUCGGUGUUUUGGUUUAAUUAAAGCGGAAUAUUGAGAGCUGGCUUCGCCUCGUACGGUGGGUGCUGCUGGGUUUCUGCUAGCUGGCAGUCCUGGCGGGGCUAAAGCAGAAGGCGUAUUGCUGAAUCACCCUGACUUUACAAAGAGGCGGUCCCCUCGGUCCGCAGCCCGAGUCCUGCCCGGCGGACACUUUUUCCGCUGCGACCGCUGACUUCCUACGCUUGUCGGGAACCGGAGCCUGUUGCCAGCAAACCGUCUGGCCAUGCAAAGACUUUAUUGGAUCCUUUUAGUGGACCAGCCGCAGGGCCGUGGAGGAGCGGGAGGCUGGGCCCGGGACAGAGUCUGAAUCUGUUUGAAGAGCAAUCGGAUCAUGACGACAGAGAGGAGCAACAAAGCCCUGAAGGUGAAGCAGGAGUGCGGGGAGAACGUUCCCUUCCUGUCGGACAGCGAGCUGAUGUCGCUCUCUGUGCGGGAGCUGAACCUCCACCUGCGGGGCCUUUCCCGUGAGGAGAUCCAGAAGCUGAAGCAGCGCCGGCGGACCCUGAAGAACCGCGGCUACGCCGCCAGCUGCCGUGUCAAGCGCGUGUCCCAGCGGGAGGCGCUGGAGCAGCAGAAGAUGGAGCUGCAGAGGGAGGUGGAGCGGCUCGGCGCCGAGAACGCCGGCAUGCGGAAGGAGCUGGAGGGGCUGGGCGCGCGGCUGGCCGCCCUGCAGCGGUUCGCCCGCGGCCUGGAGGCCGGCGGCGGCACGCUGCUGGCCACGGCGCCGCGGCUCAACACCGCCUCCGUCAUCACCAUCGUCAAGAGUCCGCAGCAGCCGCAGCAACAGAGAGAGCAGGAGCCGUCCUAGGGGAACCGGAACCAGAACCAGAACCAGGGGGAUGGGAGGGAGGCGGGGUCAGGUGGUCUGCAAUGCAAACACACACAGAGGCGUGGAAAUUCAUUAUAAACACACAGGAUGCACAGACUGGAUCAGUAGGAAAAUACUAAACAUGCUGUCUGCACCUUUUUCACGUUAAGCGGAAGUGAUUUACCUCAGUGCAGUAAAGUGUGCGUCGUUGCCUAGCAACAGCAGCUUAGCUUUUCUAUCCAGGAGCAGAAAGUCACCUGUCCUCGCUCCACACACACAGACUCACCUGCUCCACCUGAACCGGACCGACGCAGAGUUACUGUACCACAUUACUGCAGACAGGAAGUGGGCGGUUCCUCAGAGCAAACUCUGAUUGGCUCGUUCCAGCAUCAGAAACUGAAACUGUUGAUCCAAUACCAGGUAAAUACAAAGCCAAGAUACCGGUACCGAUACUUUCUACUACCAUCAAACUUCUGACCUUCAGCUGUGUUUGUGGUUUUACAUUUAAAUUAUGUCAUUAAAAGUCAAGACAGAAUUUUUCUACAAAAUACUUUUAUAAUAUAUUAUUAUGAACAGAAACAGUAGAAAACAAAAUAACUUUGUGCUUAUCGAUAUUAUUGAUAUUUUUAAUCGAUCCGCUCACCUCUGACACGAAUCAUUCACUGCUUUACUAGUUUAAAUAAUAUUUUUUAAAUAAUUCAUUUUUUAUUUAUGUAUUGGUUUUUAACUGCUUAUUCCAGUUUCACAUUAUUUCAGAAAUCAAAAUGAUUUAGUUUGUUUUGUGUGUCACAGCAACCUGUCCACAUUUAGGCCUCCCUACUUAAAAAUCACUGCCCAUAUUUAUUUAUAUAUGUUGAAGCUCUUAUUUUGAAAUUAAACCGGAAGACUUAAUUCCGAUCAGAGAGAAGCAAGCUAGCCAUAGCUAAGCUAAUGUUAAAAAGAACGUGAAAUGACUUUAAUUUCGUCCAAUCAGGUUUGGUUUUGUCGCCCAAUUGAUUUAGUUCGUCCAAUCAGGUGUGGCCUUUGUUUUUUGGAAACGCCUACUUCCUAACUGAAGUUCUGGGUUCUGUCAUAUUCUGAUCCCACCGUCCAGAUUAGCAGUGGAUAUUAGCCUAGCAUAGCAGUGACUGUUAGCUGUCCCGGGUCUCAAAGGUUAAAGAUGCGGCCGGAAGUGUUACUGGGUUUACUUCCCCCUCUGUACUCCUCCAUCAUGGCGGCCAUCAACGCAGUGCCUUCGGUUCACGCAGAACCCAAACAAAGAAAAGCAGAAGCUAACCACUCCUCCUUUCCUGUUUUAGAGCCGCUGCACUUUCAGAAUGACUGCUGUGGAUUUUCUAGGUUUUCAGGCCUAUAACACACACACACACACACACACACACACUCACAUCAAUCAUUUCAUAAAUGUGCAGUAAUUUGGGUUCAUUCAGCUUCAGUUUCAUUACAAACAGACUUUAUCUCCAGGCUUCCUUCAGACCCGCGUCGCUCCUUCUCGCCUCAAUGCAAAUCCUCUGAAACAUUCCAGUUUUGUGUUAUUUGUAACGUCCGUAUGUGCUGCAGAGACGAAAAUGUUGAGUGACAUUUUUAAGAGAUAUAUAUUCUAUAUUUUAUUUGUAUUUAAAGGUAGAUAUUCUGAAAAGACAAGCUAACGAGUGCUGUGAUGUUCUACAUGUUUUCAAAAGUACUUAUGACUAGUCUGAGAAGAUUCUCACGUCUAAUUAUUAUUACUGUGUUGUGUGGCGACAAAGAUUACAAAACGUUAAUGAUUAGCUGCGUAGAAAUACUCAAAGCCAACGGCCAUAUUGAUGUAUGAUUAUUUUUCUGUGUGUGUUUGUGUUUUAUUGCCAUAUUUGUACCAGCUCGUCGCAGCAGAUUCCAGGGAGGGACAUUUAUUUUUCUACGAUGACGUUUGUUUAAAAAAAGAAGAAGAAGAAAAUCCGGGGAGACAGAAAGCUAAAGAAAGAUGGCGGAAAUGAUGGAAACAGAAAGUAGAGGCUGGAAGAGAAAGUGCAGAGAGGACGGCUGGUUGACUUGAAGAAAUGGAGACAUGUUUAGGCCACUGAAUAUUCAUAGCAAUAUAGAUAUGAGUAGAAAUUAUAACACCAACCGAGCUGCAGAGUAAGACAUGUUUAGCUAAGUAUGAGCAUUUAUUCCCGAUAUCUUAACGUUCUUCCAAUCGUGCUGGAUGUUUUGUAAAACCUGCAAAACAAAAAUGGUAUUUGUAUUUAUUACCUGUAUUUUUUCUAUUGUGAAAAUUUAAGUACAUUGUCUAUUUUAUAUAUUAAUUAUAAUAAAUGUUGUACAUAUUGUACAUAAAACA
Messenger RNA from Xiphophorus hellerii (green swordtail), 3604 nucleotides. RefSeq names its product v-maf avian musculoaponeurotic fibrosarcoma oncogene homolog F (gene maff). Gene Ontology annotation, biological process: regulation of transcription by RNA polymerase II; regulation of epidermal cell differentiation. Gene Ontology annotation, cellular component: nucleus. The record is from RefSeq and is a predicted model, not a curated record. The coding region runs from base 811 to 1287 and encodes 158 amino acids. The transcript has 3 exons. Gene Ontology annotation, molecular function: RNA polymerase II cis-regulatory region sequence-specific DNA binding; DNA-binding transcription factor activity, RNA polymerase II-specific. NCBI's taxonomy places the organism in Eukaryota, Metazoa, Chordata, Actinopteri, Cyprinodontiformes, Poeciliidae.